This is a messenger RNA of Pollicipes pollicipes, 1190 nucleotides long. RefSeq names its product all-trans-retinol 13,14-reductase-like. The coding region runs from base 159 to 1190 and encodes 343 amino acids. The record is from RefSeq and is a predicted model, not a curated record. NCBI's taxonomy places the organism in Eukaryota, Metazoa, Arthropoda, Thecostraca, Pollicipedomorpha, Pollicipedidae. The transcript has 10 exons.
UGUUGUUGGCAGAGGCCAGUACUUUGGAGCAAGUUGUGAACGACCUAGGUCGAGUGGACACAUAAUUAUCGCAAGACAUUGAAUGGUGCCCAUGAGGCAUACUUAAUAUACUAAAGUUGUUUCCUUUUGUUGUACCAAAAACAACAGAAAUCAGCGCGAUGUUGGUGCUGGUGCUGAAGGUGACCGCCGUGCUGGUGGCCGUGCGGCUGCUGGUCCGCUGGCUGCGCCGGCCGCGCUCCAACAACCCGUUCGCCAGCGACGCGCGCCAGUCCGUGCGCCCGCUCGUCACCGACCAGAAGGCACGCGAUCGGGUCAUCAAGCAGUCGUUCUCGCCUGACCGCGUGCCGGCCGACCUGGACGCCAUCGUGAUCGGUAGCGGCAUCGGCGGUCUCUCCGUGGCCGCCAUCAUGGCCAAGGCCGGCAAGAAGGUGCUGGUGCUGGAGCAGCACGAUCAGGCCGGCGGCUGCUGCCACACCUUCAUCGACAAGGGCUACGAGUUCGACGUAGGCAUCCACUACAUCGGCAACCUGAACUCGCAGACGUCGGCCAAGACGCUGAUUGACCCAGCUGACCCACGGACAGCUGCAGUGGGCGGCGCUAGACGACGAGUUCGACACGGCCGUGUUCGGCGACAAGCGCUACUCGCUGGUGUCGGGCAGGCGGCGCUGGCUGGAGCACGUCAAGAAGCAGUUCCCCGACGACACGGACGCCGUGGAUCGGCUGUUCGAGGCGGUGGUGAAGUGCAAGAAAGGCGCCAUGGGCAUGGUGCUGGUGAAGAUGCUGCCGGUGUGGCUGAGCCAGCUGCUGCUGCAGACCGGCCUCUUCAACCUCGUCUCAGACGUGUUCAAGCCGAGACGAACAACAAGGAUCUGCAGGCCCUGUUCAUGUACUGCUUCCGGCGACUACGGCACCAGCCCCGACCAGGCGGCUCGUACCCGGUGGGCGGCGCCUCGGAGAUCGCCUUCCACAUGAUCCCCGUCAUCGAGGAGGCCGGCGGCCGGGUGCUGGUGAGAGCCGAGGUGAAGGAGCUGCUGAUGGACGAGCUCCGCAGCACAGUGGUCGGCGUCAAGGUCGCCAAGGGCAGCUCGACCCACGAGAUACGCGCGCCGAUGGUCAUCUCAAACGCAGAGGGGGAUGAGCUGGGAGAGUGGGUGGAGGGAGCGGUGGAGGCGGCGUCUGUUGGCGUGUGA